Messenger RNA from Triplophysa dalaica, 1941 nucleotides. Its product is annotated as zinc finger protein 239-like. Bases 82 to 813 code for a protein of 243 amino acids. Gene Ontology annotation, biological process: regulation of transcription by RNA polymerase II. Gene Ontology annotation, molecular function: RNA polymerase II cis-regulatory region sequence-specific DNA binding; DNA-binding transcription factor activity, RNA polymerase II-specific. The record is from RefSeq and is a predicted model, not a curated record. The transcript has 2 exons. Lineage: Eukaryota; Metazoa; Chordata; Actinopteri; Cypriniformes; Nemacheilidae.
GCAACACUAUAGAAGCCGCGCUAAUAGGGCGGAUUUUUUGCUCAGCAAUGUUUGAGGUCUGUUCCACCAUAUCACACAGAGAUGUUCACUGAAGCCAUGAAUGAAGUUGAGGAGAAACAUCCGUGUCAGAAAACUCAAAAUCUUGAAAGGCUAGAAAUGUCUUCAAGUAGUGGGGACAAAAACAAGAUAUUCUCUACAAAAAGAAAGCAAAGAAGAGAAACAGGCGAGCCUUUCACCUGCCCUCAAUGUGGAAAGUGUUUCAAACGCAAAAGUCAACUUGAGUGCCACAUAAGAGUUCACACUGGAGAACGACCAAACGUAUGUCCUCAGUGUGGAAAGAAUUUCACAGAUAAAUCAAAUCUUGUGGCACAUAUGAGAAUUCACACUGGAGAACGGCCAUACAUAUGUUCUCAGUGUACAAAGAGUUUUAAACAGAAAUCAACGCUUAAGGUGCACAUGAGAAUUCACUCUGAAGAGUGCCCAUACAGAUGUCAUCAGUGUGGAAAGGGUUUUAAACAGAAAAAUAAUCUUGAGCUGCAUAUGAGGACUCACACUGGAGAGCGCCCAUACACGUGUCCUCAGUGUGGAAAGGGUUUCAAACGCAAAUCAACGCUUGAUAUCCAUGUGAGAAUUCACACUGGAGAGUGUCCAUACGUAUGUCCUCAGACUGGAAAAAGUUUUAAACAGAAAUCAAAUCUUGAGAAACAUAGGAGAAUUUACAAUGGAGAGCGCCCAUUUGUAUGUCCUCAGUGUGGAAAGAGUUUCAUAGAGAAAUCAGCGCUUAAGGUGCACACGAGAGCUCACAUUGAAUAGCACACUUACACAUGUCCUCAGCGUGAAAAGAGUUACAAGUAUUCACACUGGCAAUCGCCUAUAUGCAUGCUUUCAAUGUGAAGUGCCCAUGAACAUGACUUCAAUGUGGAAAGAGUUUUCACCUUAAAAUUUCACCUCAACUGGAUUUAGGUCUGGGGAACGUGAGGGCCAGUCAAUGGCAUCAAUGCCUUCAUAGUUCAGAAACUGCCAACAGACACGAGGUUGGGCAUUAUCAUGCACCAGGCAGGCACUGCACCAGUGUGGAAAGAGUUUCAGUAGGAAAUCAACGUGUGAGGACCGUAUGAGAAUUCACACUAGAGAGCUCCCAUAAGUAUGUCGUCAGUGUGGAAAGAGUUUCCAGGACUGAGCCUUGGGACCCCUGAUUUGAACAUCAUUAUUUCCUAUUUUUUAGGAUUUUAUGAUUGUGUACCUUUGAUCCAAAAAAAGGGACUAUAAUGAUCCCAGCAGAAGGGUGGAUUUCAGGAACAGAAAAUUUUAUGAACCUUAAAAACUGGGCAAAAAUACAACAUCAUAUAAUAUACACACAGACAUAAUAUUUUUAUUUUUCUCUUUAUAAGUUUAACUGUUAAAGUAAAAAUUUGAAAUAGACACCUUAUAAGCUUUUCAGUAGCCGACAGCAGAGACGAAUGAUUUUGUCAGCAUGAAAUAAUCGCAAUUUAAAGUGCUUUUAUGACUGAUUGUAAACUACACUGGUAACCAUUAUUGAUGCCAGUCAAGAAAAAUAUUUGUGGGUGAGCGCAAAGUCUCUUGUGUAAACAAAAUGCACUUUUUUACAUUUACAUGCAUUUGGCAAACGCUUUUAUCCAAAGCGACUCACAUUGCAUUAUCCUAUACAUUUGUGUCUAAGUAUGUGCAAUCCUCUGGGAUCAAACCCACGACCUCGCAUUGUUAACACAUUGUUCUUACCACUUAGCUACAUGAAACCUGAGUAUAAGCAAAAGCAUUGAAAUAUAUAUAUAUUUCUUGUAUCCCAUCUCAUGUUUAUCCAUCACUAUGUCCCUUUAGGCCUACCAAGCACUAAUCAAAUCACUUUUAUUGUCACAGCACAAGUGCUUUGGUGAGUGAAAUUCUUGAGAGCGUGCUCGAGAAAGUUCUGAAAGAAAUUUA